Molecule: messenger RNA, 2907 nt
Organism: Carcharodon carcharias (great white shark)
Lineage: Eukaryota; Metazoa; Chordata; Chondrichthyes; Lamniformes; Lamnidae
Gene: gpt2
Product: glutamic pyruvate transaminase (alanine aminotransferase) 2
Exons: 11
Coding region: 251-1885 (544 amino acids)
Biological process (GO): biosynthetic process
Molecular function (GO): pyridoxal phosphate binding; L-alanine:2-oxoglutarate transaminase activity
Source: RefSeq, a predicted model, not a curated record
GAGAAAACGCUGGAAAAACUCAGCAGGUCGGACAGCAUCUGUGGAGAGAGAGACACAGUUAACGUUGUGGGUCCGUAUGACCCUUCUUCAGUGAUUCAGAGCCGCAAUGACGUGACUGUUCUGCACUACAGUUCCCAGAGCGCCCUGUACACAGGCACUGUUGUCUGUCACCUGAAGCGAGUCGGUUUGAAUUGCGAUACAGCUACCCCCGGGGCCGUUCUCAUGUGAGGUGAAGCGGGUGGCGGCGGCAAUGUACGGGUUGAGCGCCGCGGCGGGGGCGAGGCAGGCGGUGGCAACGGGCUGCCGUAUCCGGCGCCGGGCCGCGCUGAGGGUGAGCUGGAGCUUCGUGGACCGUGGAGCCGGGCCGGCGGGCGCCUGGGGCUCUGCCGCCAGCCUCAUCACGGAAGGGGCGGCCUCGCUUCUCCGCGACAACGGCAGAAGUGGCGACAAGGUGUUGAGCAUCGGUAACAUGAACCCGCAGGUCAGGGCUACUGAGUACGCGGUGCGGGGACCCAUUGUCAUCAAAGCGGGGGAGAUCGAGAAGGAGCUGCAACAGGGAGCCCUGAAGCCCUUCACAGAAGUAAUCAAAGCUAACAUAGGAGAUGCUCAUGCUAUGGGGCAGCAACCGAUCACAUUUCUGAGACAGGUUGUUGCUCUUUGUACUUAUCCAGAACUGUUUGGGAGUCUGCAUUUCCCUGCUGAUGCAAAGGAGAGAGCCCAACGUAUUCUGCUGGACUGUGAAGGACGAAGUCUAGGUUCCUACAGUGCAAGCCAGGGUCUGAAUUGUAUACGUCAAAAUGUUGCAAAGUACGUGGAGACAAGGGAUGGAGGAGUUCCUGCAGAUCCUGAUAAUAUUUACAUUACCACGGGAGCAAGUGAUGGAAUAACGACCAUUAUGAAACUUCUGGUGUCUGGAAAAGGGAGAAUGCGGACUGGAGUGAUGAUUCCAAUCCCACAGUAUCCCUUGUACUCUGCAGUCAUCUCUGAACUAGAUGCUGUCCAAAUCAACUAUUACCUGGAUGAAGAAAAUGGCUGGGCUCUAGAUAAGAAUGAAUUGAAAAGAAACCUGAAUGCGGCCAGGGAAUAUUGCAACCCCAAGGUUCUAUGUAUUAUUAACCCAGGAAACCCAACCGGCCAGGUGCAAAGCAAAAAAUGUAUUGAGGAUGUAAUUACUUUUGCUUAUGAAGAAAAACUCUUCCUUCUGGCUGAUGAGGUUUACCAGGAAAACAUAUAUUCAAAAGACUGUAAAUUCCACUCGUUCAAGAAGGUGCUUUAUGAGAUGGGUCCGGAGUACUCCAAUACAGUGGAACUGGUCUCGUUUCAUUCCACAUCCAAAGGAUACACAGGAGAAUGUGGCUUUAGAGGUGGCUAUAUGGAAGUCAUCAACAUGGACCCUGAGGUUAAAGCUCAGCUUGAGAAGCUGCUAUCAGUUCGGCUGUGCUCACCCGUCCCAGGGCAAGUAGCCAUGGAUGUUGUGGUAAAUCCGCCAAAGCCUGGAGAGGAAUCCUAUGAGGUGUUUACAUUGGAGAAGAUGAGGGUAUUGCAUAACCUUGCUGAGAAAGCCAAGUUAUCAGAGGAAGCCUUGAAUUCAAUUCCUGGAAUGCAGUGCAACCAUCUUCAUGGGGCUAUGUAUGCAUUUCCAAGAAUAUUCAUUCCUUCCAAAGCUAUCAAAGAAGCUGAGGCUCAUGAUAUGACUCCAGAUAUGUUUUACUGUAUGCGACUCCUAGAGGAGACUGGAAUCUGUGUGGUUCCUGGCAGUGGUUUUGGACAAAAGGAAGGAACAUAUCAUUUCAGAAUGACUAUUCUUCUUCCUAUUGAGAAGCUGAAAGUGCUGUUACAGAAUGUGAAGGAUUUCCACACUAAGUUUCUUCGGAAAUAUGCAUGAACAUGGUUAAUUUUGUUCACCCAGGGAAAGCCACAUGAUGAAUGUUUAAUUAACUUCUUUCCUUCCUUUCCUGCCCUCCCUCACAACCCCACCCCCCCCCCCCCCCCCCCCACCCCCAAAAAAAGCCCUUUCAGAAUAUCAAGUUAAUGUUUACUGAAGUGAAAUGGUAAAAUUUUUGGCCUGAAGAUCACGAUUGCUGUCGGUUGGUGCUGUGAAUACCCCUUAUGUACAACUUGUGCUGCAUUUUGAUAGUACUCUGUUUACAUUGAAAUAGUAGAAAAGAUUGGUUUUGUUGCACUUCAAAAAGUUUUUUAUAGGUAAAAAAAAAUUAACAUUAUUUCUAGCAACAAACAUCAAAUAUUUUUCUAGGUUCAAGCCUCUAAUCUCAAAUUGCCAGGAAUAUGCUCUAGUUUCAAGCAGCGAUGUUUGGGGUUGUGCCUUCUUUUAUCUCAGUCUCCAUUCUUUGUGGAAGACGAUGCAUUAAUCGGACUAGUGAGCAGCUUUAUAACACUUAUGUAGCAAGACUAUUUCUCCAAUCAAGGUGGAGUUUUUGCUGUGUAUGCAGAUGGAUUUUCAAUGGGCUAAAAGUUAAUAAAGCUACUGCCUAGAUUGACUUAUCAAACGCUAACUUGUAACACUGCCAAGUGAAUGGAUUUUACAAUAAUUCAAAACAUCUGGCAGAGGGUUUUUUUCUGAUAAACAAUAUAUUGUAAUGUUUAUGGUUUUAUUUUGUGAAGUUAGGAGGACAAAUGUUACAACUGUCUUUGUUAUAUAGUUCUGAAUUUGCUUUCUAUUCAAGGGCUUCCAAGUAGAUACUUUCAGAAGUUAAAAAAAUAAAUAUUGGCUUGUAGGGGUGCAAGGGGACAAGAAAUAACUGUGAUCUGCAAGACUUUGUGUCUUUAGGAGAAAGGGAUUCUAUGUCUUUGCCUCUUUUAUGAAAAUUGUUUACAGUUUAUCUAUGUCAACAUUUGAGCAAGAAAUAUCUCUUGCAAUAAAUUAUCUUUUUACUCUUUUGAAAGUCA